Messenger RNA from Penicillium pulvis, 800 nucleotides. RefSeq names its product EF-hand domain-containing protein. Gene Ontology annotation, cellular component: membrane; intracellular membrane-bounded organelle; cytosol. The coding region runs from base 228 to 800 and encodes 190 amino acids. The record is from RefSeq and is a predicted model, not a curated record. The transcript is spliced from 3 exons. NCBI's taxonomy places the organism in Eukaryota, Fungi, Ascomycota, Eurotiomycetes, Eurotiales, Aspergillaceae. Gene Ontology annotation, molecular function: calcium ion binding.
CCAAGUCCUUACUCUCUUACUCCUUUUUGUUCAACUAGUCCAGAUUUUGUGUGGCCUUGAUAUUCCGCCAGCACAGCCACACUUCCCCCUCGUUCUACCCCGCGUCUUUCCGUUCACUUGCUUUUCUUCAAAGCCACUGUUCGUCCCUGCCGAUCCUCUUGCGACUUGCAUGCGCUUCAGACUGUUCAUUUGAAGCUUUCUACCAUUGUGGAUCUGUGUGUUUGAUCAUGGGUAAAUCACAGUCGAAGCUGUCGCCUACGCAGCUUGAUGAGCUGCAGCGAGCCACCCAUUUCGACAAGAAGGAGCUACAACAAUGGUACAAAGGCUUCCUCAAGGACUGCCCGUCAGGCACAUUGACCAAAGAGGAGUUCCAAAAGAUUUACCGGCAAUUCUUCCCCUUCGGCGAUCCGUCUUCCUUCGCAAAUUACGUCUUCCGAGUGUUUGACUCGGACAACAGCGGGAUGAUUGAUUUCAAGGAGUUCAUCUGCGCGCUUUCGGUGACGUCCCGCGGAAAGAUGGAGGACAAGCUUGACUGGGCUUUCCAACUAUACGAUAUCGAUGGCGACGGCAAAAUCACAUACGACGAGAUGUUGGCUAUUGUCGAGGCGAUUUACAAGAUGGUCGGCUCCAUGGUGAAGCUACCCGAGGAUGAGGAUACACCCGAGAAGCGCGUGCGAAAGAUCUUCCGCAUGAUGGAUAAGGACGAGAAUGGCAGCUUGGACCUCGCUGAAUUCAAAGAAGGCUCCGCAAGGGAUGAGACCAUUGUGUCAGCUCUGUCAUUGUAUGACGGUUUAGUCUGA